Molecule: messenger RNA, 1257 nt
Organism: Dromiciops gliroides (monito del monte)
Lineage: Eukaryota; Metazoa; Chordata; Mammalia; Microbiotheria; Microbiotheriidae
Product: V-type proton ATPase subunit d 1-like
Exons: 1
Coding region: 75-1136 (353 amino acids)
Biological process (GO): proton transmembrane transport; vacuolar transport; vacuolar acidification
Cellular component (GO): plasma membrane proton-transporting V-type ATPase complex; proton-transporting V-type ATPase, V0 domain; lysosomal membrane
Molecular function (GO): proton-transporting ATPase activity, rotational mechanism
Source: RefSeq, a predicted model, not a curated record
AACGGGUCACGAGAUCCGUGGGGGCAGCGUCUUGACAACCUCCGCCCGGCUGCUGCUGCCGGGCUGUCGCGGUGAUGUCCCUGUUGAAUUUCCCAGAGCUCUGCUUCAACGUGGAUAACGGCUACUUGGACGGGUUGGUUCGGGGCUUCAAGGCCGGGGUGCUGAAAUUGGCAGAUUACCGCCACCUGGAGCAGUGUGAGACGCUGGAGGAUAUAAAACUCCACCUCCAGACCACUGACUACGGAAACUUCCUGGCGAAUGAGAUAUCGCCACUAACGGUGUCACUCCUUGAUGACAAACUCAAGGAGAAGAUGGUGGCCGAGUUCCGCCACCUGAGGAGUCAGGCCUACGAACCGCUGGCCAGCUUCCUGGACUUCAUUACCUACAGCUACAUGAUCGACAAUGUCAUCCUCCUCAUAACAGGCACCUUGCACCGUCGAAGCGUCGCUGAGCUUGUUCAUAAAUGCCACCCAUUAGGCAGCUUUGAGCAGAUGGAGGCCGUAAGCAUCGCUCAGACGCCAGAAGAAUUAUAUAACGCUAUCUUGGUGGACACCCCACUCUAUUCGUUCUUCCAAGACUGCAUCUCUAAGGAGGACCUGGAGCAGAUGAACAUUGAGAUCAUUCGAAACACACUGUACAAAGCCUACCUAGAGGCUUUCUACAAGUUUUGUGCCUCACUGGGGGGCACCACAGCGGAUGCCAUGUGUCCUAUCCUGGAGUUUGAGGCUGAUCGCAGAGCCUUCAUCAUCACCAUCAACUCAUUUGGCACUGAACUCACCAAGGAGGACCGGGCCAAGCUGUUCCCACAUUGCGGGAAGCUCUACCCUGAGGGUUUGUCAUUGCUGGCCCAGGCUGAUGACUACAAGGAGGUCAAAACCGUGGCUGAUUACUACCUGCAAUAUAAAGUGCUCUUUGAAGGGGCUGGUGGCAAUCCUGGAGAUAAGACUUUGGAGGACCGAUUCUUUGAGCGUGAGGUGAAACUGAACAAAAUGACCUUCCUCAACCACUUCCACUUUGGCAUCUUCUAUGCCUUUGUGAAGCUCAAGGAGCAGGAGUGCCGGAACGUAGUGUGGAUUGCCGAGUGCAUCGCUCAGCGCAACAGGACCAAGAUCCGCAACUAUAUCCCCAUCUUCUAACUCCCUCCUCUGUUCCCCUGUUUCCUACCCUUUGACCAAGACUCCAAGAGGCCCCCUGGGCACAGAAAGUGCUCCUUAUGUGCCAGGGGUAGUGUGCAUAUGUGUAUUUGUAGUGAUCACU